Lactuca virosa is the source of this 1039-nucleotide messenger RNA. The record is from the annotation of a GenBank genome assembly. NCBI's taxonomy places the organism in Eukaryota, Viridiplantae, Streptophyta, Magnoliopsida, Asterales, Asteraceae.
AUGAAACCAAAUGCAAAUGACAUGUUGGGGGCACAAAGGGAAAGAAAGUUUCAGGGUCAAGGGCCAAACUGGAUUCUCAUAGCAGGUGGUGCUUUAUUAAGUACAAUAUCAGUUCGUCUUGGCUACAGGCUCAAACAGGCCCUGGACUCCAAGCAGCCUCAAAAUACCAGAAAUGGGUUAAAAGAGAAUGGGAAAUUUACAGGCAGAAAGAGGUCAAACUGUCGUUCACAUUCACAUUCAAACUUGUAUUGUUUUGAACAGGAUGAUGGUUGCUUCAAUUGCAAUUCUGGAACCGAAAAUGAGGCAGAGGUAAAACCACAACACAAUGGCCAAUUACAUACAGACCCUCCAAUGGCACUCCCAUUAGUAACAGUCUCAGCUCCCUUAUACACCAAAGAAAACGGCGUAAUGUGGGCGUCAUCACCCGACAGACUGGAAUUACCAAAGCCAUUCCACCACUCAAACAGCUCCGAUUCCCCCUGCGUGUCGGAAUCCGGUUCCGACAUCUUCAGCAAACGGGACGUAAUCCAAAAACUACGACAACAGUUGAAACGGCGCGACGAUAUGAUACUUGAAAUGCAAGACCAGAUUGCGGAACUCCGGAAUUCGUUAAGCUCCCAGCAUUCCCAUUCCGCCCAUCUCCAAUCGCAACUGGAAUCGGCAAACAGGGAGUUGUUUGAAUCGGAGAGGGAAAUCCAGAGGCUGAGGAAAGCGAUUGCGGAUAUUUGCGUGGGGAAUCAGAACGGGUAUUUGGAGGUUGAGAGCGGAAUGGAAUCGGAGAAAGUGGAGAUGUUGAAAAGGGAAGUGGGGGAGUUGAAGGAGUUGAUUGAAGGGAAGGAUUAUUUGCUUCAGAAUUAUAAAGAACAGAAGUCUGAACUUUCAGUGAAGGUCAAAGAGUUGCAACACAGGGUUUAUGAUUUUGUGUGCAUACGUAGAAGAAAACCAUGGCUGAUUAUGGAUUCAUGGAAAAUCUUAGGAGAUCAAAAAUGAGGUGGAAAUACAGUUAAUGUUUUCAUGUUAUAUUUUUUGUUUUAUGGUG